Messenger RNA from Linum tenue, 1903 nucleotides. The record is from the annotation of a GenBank genome assembly. Lineage: Eukaryota; Viridiplantae; Streptophyta; Magnoliopsida; Malpighiales; Linaceae.
GUGAACUGUCAAUUGAGCAAGUAUUUGACUCUUCCCCCCGCUCCGCCUCAUCUUUUAUUCCGCGUCUUCCCCCCUCGUUCUCGUCGCCCCCCAUUACAGAAAAUCUCACUUCUUCCUUCUCCUUUGCCAUACGCCAUGCAAGCUCUGCAAUCUUUACAAUCCCCUUCUUCUCUCCGCCCUUCCCCACUGCAGCCCCUCCAACGGAAAUUCCGCAAUGCGACCCGACACGCAUUCUUCUCCCAGAGGAAGCUCUCCGCCAUCACUGCCUCUGCUUCCACCACCAAGAAUGUCUCCGUUUCAGCUCCCAAGCGGGAGACUGACCCGAAGAAGCGGGUCGUAAUCACCGGUAUGGGAUUGGUAUCCGUUUUCGGCAAUGACGUGGAUGCUUACUACGACAAGCUGCUGGCUGGGGAGAGUGGGAUCACUCUCAUCGACCGCUUUGAUGCGUCCAAGUUCCCGACCCGGUUUGCCGGGCAGAUCCGGGGGUUUAAUUCUCAGGGUUAUAUCGAUGGGAAGAACGAUCGGAGGCUUGAUGAUUGCUUGAGGUACUGCAUUGUGGCGGGGAAGAAGGCCCUGGAAGAUGCGGAUCUUGGUGGGGAUAAGCUAUCCAAGAUCGACUUGGAGAAAGCUGGUGUGCUCGUUGGAUCAGGGAUGGGAGGUCUUACUGUAUUUUCUGACAAUGUCCAGACUCUAAUUGAGAAAGGGCACAGGAAAGUUAGCCCAUUCUUCAUUCCUUACUCCAUAACAAACAUGGCUUCGGCUCUGCUGGGAAUUGAGCUUGGUUUCAUGGGGCCAAAUUAUUCAAUUUCAACAGCAUGUGCCACUUCUAAUUAUUGCUUCUAUGCUGCUGCAAACCAUAUCCGCCGGGGUGAGGCUGAUUUGAUGAUUGCUGGUGGAACUGAAGCUGCUAUUAUUCCUAUAGGGUUGGGAGGAUUUGUAGCAUGUAGGGCCUUAUCUCAGAGAAAUGACGACCCACAAACUGCUUCGAGGCCAUGGGACAGAGAUCGGGAUGGUUUUGUUAUGGGUGAAGGUUCAGGAGUCUUGAUUAUGGAGAGUUUGGAACAUGCAAUGAAACGUGGGGCACCCAUCAUUGCUGAGUACUUGGGAGGUGCUAUUAACUGUGAUGCUUAUCAUAUGACUGACCCAAGAGCUGAUGGACUUGGUGUUUCUACUUGUAUCGAGAGAAGUCUUGAAGAUGCUGGUGUCUCGCCUGAAGAGGUCAACUACAUAAACGCCCAUGCGACCUCCACUCUUGCUGGUGACCUUGCGGAGAUAAAUGCUAUAAAGAAGGUGUUCAAGAACACUUCGGAGAUUAAAAUCAAUGCAACCAAGUCUAUGAUAGGUCACUGUCUUGGUGCUGCUGGAGGUUUGGAAGCAAUCGCUACGGUGAAGGCUAUCAACACGGGAUGGCUACAUCCUUCCAUCAACCAAUUUAAUCCAGAGGCCUCCGUUGAAUUCAACACAGUAGCCAACGAGAAGCAGCAGCACGAAGUGAAUGUUGCCAUCUCAAAUUCCUUCGGCUUUGGAGGACACAAUUCAGUUGUGGCGUUUUCGGCAUUUAAGCCCUGAGAGUAGAGCUGGAAAAUUCUCCGAGACGGGGACAUCUGCAGUUGUGGUUGUUGGCAACUGAUCUACUAGGCUAAGGAAGUCUGUGCUUACAGAGAAAUGGUUCAGGUUUUUUACGAUUUGUAAUUUUGCUUCUGCACUCUUUUCAACUCCUUGCGGCCGGCCGUUGUGUAGGAUGAAUUUUUGGUCUCUAGCUGAGUCAUUUGUAGCAGAACCAGCAAGAAUAGCCAAGUAGAUAAGUGUUGCGCCUAGUUUUCUGCCUUUGCUCUUUGAUUUGUUAUUUAUUUAUGUUUAGCUUCCUCAGAGCCAUAUAUGAAAUGUCUUUAGUCUGACGGAA